Messenger RNA from Orbicella faveolata, 1177 nucleotides. RefSeq names its product armadillo repeat-containing protein 7-like. NCBI's taxonomy places the organism in Eukaryota, Metazoa, Cnidaria, Anthozoa, Scleractinia, Merulinidae. The record is from RefSeq and is a predicted model, not a curated record. Gene Ontology annotation, molecular function: protein binding.
UAUGCGGAAAUCGAUCAAUUGAAAUUAACAUAUGUUUAUAUGUUUAUAUGAUAAAAGAAACAACACGAAAAUAAAAUGAGUCACGCAACUGCAUACAGCUGUACGGCCCAGGUCUACACCAGCUUCCGGCCUCCUUUUGUUUCCGGUUGUGACACGCGCCAGCACUGGGGAGAAACAUGGCGGACUAAGGAUGAUAAAGCGGUUUCAUUUGAAAUGUUCACAAGUCAAGCUCGUAUCGACCGCAAAACUGGUCCAGACAAUCUUGGCCGAUUUGAAUAUUUACAGGCCCUAGUGACAGAGUUUCAGGAUACUGAUAGACAAGGAUCUAAAGAGGAAAUCCUAGCAAAUCUUGCCAACUUUGCAUAUGAUCCUAUUAACUAUGAGCACUUCAAGAAGCUCAAUGUGGUGGACUUGUUUCUUGAUAUGCUAACGGAAGACAACGAGAAGUUUGUUGAGUUUGGAAUUGGAGGAUUGUCUAACUGUAGCCUGGAUAAGGAAAACAAACAGCACAUUAUUGACAAUGGUGGUAUCUCCUUGGUUGUCAACUGUUUGUCAAGUUCAAAUGAAGAGACUGUGUUGUCAGCCAUAACCACCCUGAUGUUCCUUACUACACCACAGACACAGCAAGAAAUCACUUCAGAGCCUGUAGUGGACUGUAUGGAGAGAUUUACAACCUCUUCAAAUACAAGACUUAGUAACUUGGCUAAGGUUUUCCUUCAGGAUUACUGCAAAAGAACUUAUUCACUUGAAAAAGAGUCUAAGUCAUAAAACAAAUGGUGACCAGGCCAGGGUGCAGUCAGUACUAAUGUGUGGACUUUCACUACAGUCACUGGUAACCAUGACAUCUUGGGAAGGGCAUUUGUCUUGCUUCAAAGCCUUUUCUAGUGGUGCAGUGUUCCGCUUGAUUAAUCAAAGGCAAAAUGACUUAACAAUACAGUAUGCAGUGUUAACAUUGAAGGUAGUCGUAAAGUGAAUUAGCUGUUUGUUACUGACAUUGCAGCAAUCCCAUAUAAAAAGGACCGGUGUGCUUGUCAUACCUUUUAGGGGUUAAAAAAGCAGUUUUGGUGCCUCUUAGGGAUUUCAGCCUCAGAAGGUCCACAAUGGGAACUUUUUCGGUACCUUUUAGGGUAUUGAGCCAUAAUAAAUAUAACAGAAGAUAUUUGAAAAUCAACUGACC